Castor canadensis (American beaver) is the source of this 2611-nucleotide messenger RNA. The record is from RefSeq and is a predicted model, not a curated record. Lineage: Eukaryota; Metazoa; Chordata; Mammalia; Rodentia; Castoridae.
UCUCCGGCGGCUCCAUUGGCGCUGGCCCCCGCAUGGGUGGGCUCCAUUGGCUGUCCAGCUGGCACUGACGUCCCCUCGGAGCCUGGUGGCAGCCGGAGGUAAACAGCCAUGUGCAAUCCAACACUCUAUAUUUAACAGCUGCUGCGGAGAAGCAGACAGGCCGGCAACGGUGGCGGCUCUCCGGGCCGCUCUUGUCUUGGGGGAGCAGGCCCCUGGAGCCAGGCUGGCACUGGCCUUCUCAGGGUAAGCGAGGUCACCAUGCCAGCUUCCCAGAGCCGGGCCCGUGCCCGGGACCGCAACAACAUCCUCAACCGGGCCGAGUUCCUGUCCCUGAACCAGCCCCCCAAGGGGACCCCAGAGCCCCGCUCGGGCAGGAAGGCCUCAGGGCCCUCGAUGCAGCCCCCACCCUCUGGCGAUGGGGCCCGCGAGAGGCGCCAGUCACAGCAGCUGCCCGAGGAGGACUGCAUGCAGCUGAACCCCUCCUUCAAGGGCAUCGCCUUCAACUCCCUGCUGGCUAUUGACAUCUGCAUGUCCAAGCGGCUGGGGGUGUGUGCUGGCCGGGCUGCGUCCUGGGCCAGCGCCCGCUCCAUGGUCAAGCUCAUUGGCAUCACAGGCCAUGGUAUCCCCUGGAUCGGGGGCACCCUCCUCUGCCUGGUGAAGAGCAGCACCCUGGCUGGCCAGGAGGUGCUCAUGAACCUGCUCCUAGGUGAGUGUGCCCAUCUGCCAUCACCAGCCACUGUCAGGCCCACCUCUGGAAGCCAGCCCCACCUUCCAGGACCAGGUGGGCCCCCAGAAAUGGGCUGGACUGGUCUAAUGAGAUUAAGCGGGAAGGGUGCCCCAGAAAUAGGCAGAUCUCCAGCUUGGGAAGCCAGGGCUGGUCCCCUGCAAAGUGGAGGCCUCGACCAUGUGGAGGCCAGUGGGCACCUGUGGGGGCCUGUUCUCAGCACACUCUGAGACACUCUGUCUCACUGUCCAGCUUGAAGGGAGGCUGGGGCUGGGGGCAGUGACCGCAAGGGCUCCCAGGGUGUCCUGAAGCAGAGUUACCGUGUAGCCCACACCCACAGUUGGCUCUUGCUCCUUAAGGCUCACGGGCAGCGUCUGCGAGCCCAAUCCCCACUGCUUGGUUCAGGUACUCUACAAGCUGCCCUAGAUUCUACCACAGGCUCUGAGGGCCCAGGGGAUCCUGUCUGUGCCUCCCUCCCACUAAGAGCCUCCUGGGAUUCUUACCUGCCCCGUCCCCAAGGGAGGGAGUCACUGGAGAAGGGGGCUGGUUCCUGCUUUGAUUUAAUUAAGUCUUUGCCACUAGCCCUUCAGUUUAGCACUGUCCUGUGUCUGUUACCACGUGAGACCCAUGUGGAAGGCAAGGCACUCUGGGCACCUGGAGGUGACACCCAGCCCCUACUUAGCUCACCCUUCUGGCAUAUCCAAGCCCCAGGGAGCUCUGGGAGUCUCCACUUCCACCCAAUCCAGGCCUGUGUUGAUUUCCUCACCGUUCCCAGUGUGGCCAUCAUUCAUGACACAGUCAGAGAGGGAGUGUAGGGGAAAGCAAACAUGAGUUAGGGAUCUUGGUCCCAAAAGGGGUGAGGGUGGGCUGCUGGGAACUUUAGUUCCAGAAGAAACUACAAUGAAACUUUGCAUGUCCCCCAUCAGGUCUCAGAGUCUGGGGCUCGAGUUUAGUGGGUACCAUGUUUAGGGGCCUGGUGAAGUGGAGGUUCUGCCACCAUGGAAGUUGCUCAUUCUUAUUAUUAAGUCAUCAAUUUACUUAUCAUUUUAUCCUGAAUGGAAUCCCAUGAGGCUGGUGGCUCCUGCCACUCCCGUUUUACAGAUUGGGAAACUGAAGUUUGUAGAACUACAGCAGCCCGGCCAAACCUGAGAGCUUGAGCUCUGCACCAGCUCCACCUAACAAACACCUGCGCUCUUUGCAGGAGCCAUCCUAGGGCCCCCAGAGGGAGGGACAGAGCCAGGUGGCAGAGGUGCCUGGCCAGGAGGCCAGGCAGGACCUGCUCCCACGUUUCUCUGGAGCCCACCACAGCCUAUGACUCCAGAAAGCCGUGUUAGGACUCAGGUUCCUGGUGUCACAGGAUGGGGUGGGAGAGUGCCCAGCUUCUCUCUCAGCCCUGGGCUCCACACCCCAUCCGCUCCUUCCUGCCCUUCCCACAUGACGGUGGAGCUGUGAUUUGUUGAGUGUUUGCCUUGUGCCAAGUUUGCGUAAACCAUACUGUCACUUUUGAUCUUCACCAUAACCCUUGAGUGUGGUGGUGUUGUUCUUACCCCAUUUAAAAAGGAGGACACUGAGGCACAGGGCUAUGGCUACCCAAGGUCACGCAGGCAGGCAGUGAUGGAGUCAGGUUCAGAACUGGGCACAGCUCCAGCUUUGCUUUGCAUUUUCCCAAUGAGGGUGAAAGGGAACCAUGUUGGGCCAUUUGGAGAAAGGCAAGGGCCCAGGAAGAAAGCCUCCCACAGCCAGUAGCUGCUCCAACAAGGAGGUAAGCUCCCCAUGGCAGGAGGCAUACAAACAAGUAUCAUCACCAACUAAAGUAGCUCCACUUUCAUCUGCUUUUUAUACAUGAACAUUUGCUUUUAAGAAAGAUUCCCCUGCCCCAGACAUUUA